This is a messenger RNA of Marchantia polymorpha subsp. ruderalis, 1962 nucleotides long. The record is from the annotation of a GenBank genome assembly. NCBI's taxonomy places the organism in Eukaryota, Viridiplantae, Streptophyta, Marchantiopsida, Marchantiales, Marchantiaceae.
CGCGAGUUUCCUCUGCUUCUACGUUUCUCUGGUAUUUCGUACCCUCACCAUACGGUACCUGGAAGCCUUUCGAAGCUGGCUGGACUCAUGGAUAGACUGCGAUUUCCAGCAGUCGCCAGAGAAUGCGUCCUUUUUCUAAUCGUAAUACGAAGAAGCUUAGAAUAGCGUCGACACAACCUGAAAGCUUCUAGUCCACCAGUGUAUGACUGGCUGACUGGCAUAUCCUAAACGGAGCGCGACUUCCUUGUUUUCUUCUUUGACAAAGCACGUGGACUCGGUAAACGACAUAUGGAUUGCAAACUAAAUGUCGAUCUCGUGCUCACCCAAAUCUCUUGUUACACCGAUUCCCACUUGUGACAAUGACCGUCCAAGGUCUGUUGGCGAUGAACAUGGUUUUUCCCGAGUUUCAUACAUUUCACUUGAUAGCCUUGGCUCCAAGAUUCUUGGAAUCUUAUCUAUCACUCACGGUCAGAUUGCCAAAACAACACGAGGAGGGAGGGAGAGGGAGAGAGAGAGAGAGAGAGUCAAACCACAUACUCCGUCAGAGUGGAUCUAAUGCGUGGCUUUCGAAAGUAUUAUAUGAUUUUUGGAGCUGAAAUUAGGGCACAAAAACUUACUAAUCUAUUAGAAGCUCCAGGAGGCACCCACCACCACCAUGUUGUUGUGGCGAUGUUUUCAGUCGAGUGUAGACGGAGUGGUUCCUGCUGUGGAAUCCAGCACGUUCCUUUUUGGAAUAAACGAGCAACUUGAGUAUGAUUAAAAUGAUGCAUUCCUAAUGCAAGUACUGUACAUCGACGUAGACCUGGUUGGUAGAGGGGAUUAUGAGGAGCCUGGAGAGGAAGUGCAUCUGACAGCGAUCCAUAACGUUGACGAGCAUUUGAAAACGAAGCACAGGGAAUUGACGCAGUGAUAAUAAAUGGUCACUUGCCCGCAUGUUGCCAACCAUGGCAAAUAUGUCAAUGUAGGGAAUACUGGAGUCUCGAAAGUCAAUUUCUGUUCUGACCUUUCUCUCUGGCUGCUUGGUGAAAUGUCCGUGAAGCUGCCACUUGCUACGCCGGAAAACGUGGUGCGGUGCCAGAGGGCUCUCAUCCCGCAUAGCGUGUAUGAGAGCGAGAGGGAUAGCGUCGAGCGAGAUUCAGGACGAGCUCGGGCACGCCCCGGAUAGAGAUGCUCCGGGGAGGAUUUGACGCGACAGUGCGAGUUAUGCUCUCUACAGGAAAGAGUAAUCCUCAAAUAUGAGCCGUGUGGUGAAGUCAAACGCUCAAAAAGGUGAAAGUCAUGGUAUGUUAUCGCAACAACAGUGCAGGGCUACGGACUAUUGUGGGGAGGUGCUACUGCUCAUGCAUCUUCCACGAGAGACUUCAGCUCACAGAGCCUUGGGAUUUUGUACUGGCUCGUCAGAAGUCGAUGGCUGCAAUUGGGCCAGCUGCUUAUAUUUCGCGUUCUCAAGCAAGAUACCGCCCAUUGCUGCUCACUCCUUCCUUAAUUAAAUUUAGUCUGCGGAGUACAGAUGGAAGUGGAUGGCAGUCAUCGGAGUGGCUGAUUGCGCGUUCCCCAUCGUCAAUGCAUGCUUGGUAAAUGUUCAGGUGUGAUUGCUUGAGGUGAACCUGACGAGAGUGGAGGGAAUCAGCAUCAAUCGGUUCGAACUCGAGCAUCUCGUCAACUUUCCAGAACAUUAUUGUCCUUUCUGCUCAAUCGACAAGGUUUUCGUGGUGAGCUCCGAUUUAGUACAAAAUCAGCGGCUCCUAUUUAUUCACUUCUUCCCUUUCCAAUCUCAUCCAUAGAGAGCAGUGCACUCUAUCCCCUCAUCCCUUACCCGAAAGGUAUCACAUGGAUUCUUGUUCUGCAUGUGAUGGUGGGCAAUCGGUACUGAGAAUUCUCUUUUUUUUUAAAUUAUAGCUUCACUUCGCCUCACAAACCAUUUACAGCCGUGUGUGAUAAGCCAAGUGUAUUAUGUCAUCG